Eriocheir sinensis (Chinese mitten crab) is the source of this 3458-nucleotide messenger RNA. It is a transcript of the gene SelT, whose product is annotated as thioredoxin reductase-like selenoprotein T homolog CG3887. Gene Ontology annotation, molecular function: thioredoxin-disulfide reductase (NADPH) activity. Gene Ontology annotation, cellular component: endoplasmic reticulum membrane. The transcript is spliced from 7 exons. NCBI's taxonomy places the organism in Eukaryota, Metazoa, Arthropoda, Malacostraca, Decapoda, Varunidae. The record is from RefSeq and is a predicted model, not a curated record. Gene Ontology annotation, biological process: cell redox homeostasis.
GCCAUAUAUUACAUGAUCCAGUCCAAUUUUCAACCAUCUAGACCUACUGGCGUAGUUUGUGUACGCACUCAAUUGAGGCUUGUCGCCUCUCCUCGGGCAAGCCUCAAUUGAGGUCUGUCGCCGUUCUCGGGUUAAGUAUACAGUGGUCAUAAAAUGCUGUGGCAGGUGGGAAAUGUGGACCAUUCUCUGAUCUACUCCACUCUUAACCCCAAUACCAUUUCCACUAAAAUCUGCCUUUUAUGAAGAGUAUAUAUGGUCAUACUACACUAGUCUACCAAGUUACAUGCUUAAAUGAUAACAAAAAAAUAUGUAAAACCUGAAUCCACAAAAGUUAUGCCAUCGCUUCUUUGGGAAAAAGGUACUUGGUUCCAGGUUUUUUAAAAACAAAUAGGAGAAGGAAAAUUAGCACUUUUUUAAACAAGGUGUUUAAUGGAGUGGAUGUGAAAUAAUUAUCCAGGAAUGUUGAGUGAGGCUCAUGGCCUCUGCUGCCACCAUCAUACAGAUGCUACUGCUUAUACACCCUUGGUGAAUUAUUGCGCAGAAAAAAUCUUGACAAGAAUAUCUUCAGUUGGUUCUGCAUAUUGCUUGUAUCUGUAUGAGUUUCUACAGACCAUAUAAACCAUGUGUUGUCUGUGAAAUGCAUUAGGAUAGAAAUGGAGUAGGCAAACUAGAAUGCCGAGUGAGAAAUAGGAAAUAGCUCAUCAACAUGGUGACAUUAGUUUCAGAAAUUUUCCCUUGUUUCUUGAUUUACCAUGUAAAAAAAAUGUAAGCAAGCUAUGAGAAAGGAAGAAGGCCUAAAUAUACAGUGAAAGCACAUAAACCAUAAUUAUACUGCUCGUGCAUCCAUAAGAGAAAUUUAGCAGUGGAACAAAUUAUGUACAACACUAGGGGCAGACACCCAUAACUGCCACUAUUUUUCUUUUCUCCUGUCACUUUGAUAAAUGAAACAAUUGUAUUCACUUUUCUUGUGCUUCUGCAUGUUAGAACAACAAAGUAGUAAUGUGGCUUGGCCUUACAAAACAUGCUCAUGUGGCACUUAAAGCUGUGUGUGUGUGUGCGGGACUGCUGGUCAGAUGGGGUUGUUACAGCAUGCAUUGUCCUCUUCCCUUGAAAACCAACAACAGCAGCUGUGAUUAUGUUUGCUAGCUGGCCACAGGGAAAGUCAUAUGCUCCGAGUCAAAAGAUAUGUGACAUCACAGCCUGUUACAAUGAGUUCAGCAUUCAGCACAAACAUUUUAAGCAUCCAAAUUAAUUUAUUUAAUUCAUAAUGUACUUUUAAGUAGGACGACUUAUGCUACAGUGAUGCUCAGUCUGUACCUUACCCACAGACAUAAAGCACUAACAUUUUGUGGUUGGAGGUAGCUAGUAUAUUGUCCCUGUGCAUCAUAGUGCUAUCAGGCUGUGUUUUUAUGUGUGGUUUUUGCUCCUUGCUGAAUCCUGUUUAUAUAAUGUUGGCCUCAGUUUCUGAAAGAGACAAUAGUAAUGGUGGAUUGCCAGAACACUCACACAGUGCUAAGAAAAAUGGAAUACAGAAUUUUAUAAAGAAACUGGUAGAUUUUGGUAUAAACUCUGUCUAGAUAGACCAGCUUAGAACAAAUUUUACUAUUUUCAAAAAAUUUUACUCCAAAUUUUGGAAAAUCACACACAAUUUAUGAACAUUUCUCAGCACUAGUUUUAUGCAAAGGGGGGAGAGCAUUGUACUGUCAUAAACUUUAGAGGCCAAGACAACAUUAUUAGUAUUAUCAUCAAGUAUUUUUACAUCCAGUAGUAUGAGGGAAGCUCAGCAAGAUAUGAGUAUUUUUCUUUCAACUUUUUAAGUGUGCAGUAAUUCUGAUUUUAGUGUAAUUCAACUCCAUGAAGUUAUAACUUGAAAAUCAAACCUCACAUGAAAAGCAUAGGAUACUGCCAAAAACUUGUAGGAUAAAAAGGGGUAAAAAUCAUAUGUUGCUUCCAAAAUGCAUGUGAUAUAGUUUAUAGUUAUAUACGUAAUAAAUAUAUAAAAAUGCCAGCUAUAUAUCCUCCAUCAUUCCAUGAGUGUCUCAUGUUUCUUCAGCAUAGCUUACUGUGACCAUUCUUGUUUUCAUUACUUUGUGUCAUCCUAUGCAUCUGCAUAGGACCCUGUGCUGGUCAGGAGGGCACCUUUUACACACUGUUUCCCUGUUGAUGGUUUAGGGUGAAGCUUGGGUGGGUAACUAGUGCUCCCAUGCACCAAAUGGAGGCAGAGGCAUACAAAGGGGGAUGGGGAACAAUUUUCCCCGGUCUCGGCCAUGGAAGUGAAUGAUGAGAUUUUCUUUGGAAUAUAUCUGAGUUGUUAUUAUUGCCAUUACAAGGGAGAAGGGAGGAACAUGCCAUUCCAACCCCCAGGCAGGACAGAGUGUGAUUAUACAACUAUUAGUACAUGUUCAGUCAGCAGACGAAGGCAUCAUGGCUGGCUGGAGGGACGCGGCCAGCGCUGCCUCGGGGGUGUGUAUGGUGACCCUGGCCCUGCUGGCGCUGGUGCCCGCCGCGGAGGGUGUCAAGGAGAGCCACACCAUGAAGUUCAACAACCUGAUGGGACCCACGCUCAGGUUCCUCUACUGUUAUUCGUGAGGUUACAAGAAGGUGUUUGAGCAGUAUGCCAACAUCUUGCAAGAAAAAUAUCCAGAAAUCUCCAUCUUGGGGGACAACUACCCUCCCCCUGACUGGAAGUUGUGGAUGGCACAGAUGCUUGGAGCUGCCAAACUCCUCUUCAUACUUAUGAUAAUUGCUGGCAUUAAUGCAUGGGAAUGGCUUGGCCAAGAGACCCCAUCAUGGUGGACUUGGUUCACAAACAACAAAAUUUAUGCCUGUAUGAUGGUCUUCUUUCUUUGUAAUGCUCUAGAGGGUCAGCUUGUAUCUACUGGUGCAUUUGAAAUAUCCUUCAAUGAUGUUCCAGUUUGGUCAAAGUUGGAGACAGGACGAAUACCUCAGCCACCUGAGCUCUUUCAGAUUAUUGAUAACCAUGUACGCUUCAAUCAAAACUCAAACACAUGGAGUGAAAGCAUCUAACCUUAAGCCCAAGUUUAGUCCACCUACAAUACCUGUGAUGUCUGACCAUUUGGGAGUAGCAGUUUUAUAAGAAGAUUCUCUAGGUGUCUUCACUGUAACCAUUCACCUACAUUGAAGAUAUUUUAAAAUAGUUCAGGUCAACAUAAAUUCCUGAUCAAGAUCUACAGUACAACAUGUGAAUAUAAAUUACAACUCUUGCAUGCUUUUAAUUUUCACUGUGAAUAUUUUUUAUUGUUAUGAAGGCCAUUGUUGAAAGCAUUUACAUGUGGACUUUGGCUGGAAGCUUAAUAAAAAACAUAAUACAGUGAACAAAACAGCAUAUAUGAGGUGUAAUCAAGAAAUGUUGAUUUUCCAAAAGUAAAAUUAUAGAUGUGACUGGAUCAGUGAUUCAACAUUGGGUAAUUGCCAUUAAUGUUAGGUGUUCAGUGAAA